This is a messenger RNA of Pocillopora verrucosa, 643 nucleotides long. Lineage: Eukaryota; Metazoa; Cnidaria; Anthozoa; Scleractinia; Pocilloporidae. The record is from RefSeq and is a predicted model, not a curated record.
UAUUAGUAGUGUGGUUACCCUUAUUGUUGACUCUAAACCAGUCUCUGUUCUCUGUCACAUGGGUGAUUUUGGAUGUGGAGAUGGUGGAUGGACGCCGGUUUUGAAGAUUGACGGCCGUAAGGCAACCUUUCGCUAUAGUUCCCCUUACUGGAGUGAUUAUGAGGAAUUCAACCAAGUAGGAGGCAAGACUGGUUUUGACGAGCAGGAAUCAAAGCUACCUACCUACUGGAACACGUCUUUCACCAAGAUCUGUCUCGGUAUGAAGAUCGAACAACAGCUCAGGUUCACUGUCAUCAACAAAGAGGGUGACUCUCUGCACUCUCUCAUUGCUGACGGAGAAUUCCGUGCCAUUCCUUUGGGUCGUCAAACAUGGAAGUCACUGAUUGGUUCAAGGGCCUCUUUGCAACUCAACUGCAACAAGGAAGGGUUUAAUGCAGGUGGUGACACUGCCAGAUAUUCCAAAGCAAGGAUUGGUAUUGUUGGCAACUUUGAAAACGAAUGCAACUCAUGUAACUCAAGGAUUGGAUUUGGUUCGGAAGGUAGACCUGAUGACUCGAACACUUGCGGAAACGAGGCGAACCCGAGGGGUCCAGAUAAUGGAGAGAAGCAUAUCAAAGCCAUUGGAUAUAUCUUUGUGCAGUGA